AUGUCUCGCAGAACCGAUUUCAUACGUGAUGUUGAUGAUUCUAAAGAAACAUGGCGCCUUGCUGUUCGUAUCAACGAUCUCUGGACUGUCGUAAAUAGUAAAGGUGUCGAGCAUCUUGAGAUAGUGUUGAUUGAUUCAAAGGGAGAUCGUAUUCAAGCGUUGGCCCGUGGUGACCAUACUUCAAAGUGGAAGCAGCUGCUGAAAGAGGAUAUGACCUGCGUCAUAAAUAAUGGAAAUGUUUAUGAAAAUGAUUUCCAGUGGAAGUUGUGCGAUCAUCCAAAAAAAUUUGUUUUCUUGAGCGGUACAACUGUUAAACCAGUUGACCUUAACAACAUUCCAUCUGAGAAAUAUUUCUUUAAAGAUUUCUCCGAUAUACUCGCGGGAGGAUGUAAGAUGGACAGACUUCAAGAUAUCAUAGGUGUGGUUGAUGAGAUUGAAAACUGCCAAUCCAAGAUUGGAGGAAAAAAGAUUGUCAUUUCUUUUAAACUGAAAGAUUUGAGUGGGAACAUUGUAACUUGCACGUUGUGGGACACUUACGGAACCAGGUUUUUAAAUUACUAUAAUGACGAAUCAAACUGUGGAGCAAUAGUCAUUGUUCUAACUCAUGCAAUCAUUAAGGAUUCUCAGGUCUCUAAUGGCCGGAGUGGCUCAAAACUGUUUAUCAAUGACGAUAUUGCUGUUAUCAAUGAAUUCAUGUCUAAGCUGUCUGAAUCUCAGAGGAAUGAAAAACCAUUGCAAUCCACUCAGACGAUGUCUUCUUGGUCUGGGUCAACCCAAUACACAUCUAUUGAUAAGUUUGUUUAUAAUGCCAAAUGUAUGUCGCUAGCUGAAGUGGCAAAGUUAAAACAGGAAACUGUCUGUGUAACUGUGGCUACUACUUUGAAAUUUGCUGUUUCCAAAUAUGGAUGGUUCUACUAUGGAUGCACCGGCUGCACUUUGAAGGCUCCAAAUCCAGAUAAUCCGUUUAAAUGUGGAUGUGGUGAAAAUGGUGUGAAACCUGUACCAAGGUACAAGGUUGAGAUUCAUGUAAUUGAUGGAGAAUCCAAGUUCCGCUUUGUAUUUUGGGAUACCGAUUGUUUUAAUAUCAUUGGAAAAACAGCCGACGAUAUGCGCAAAUCCAUGAUAGAGAAUAGUGAAGAUGAUCCUAUGGUCUAUCCAGACGAACUUGAUGUACUUUUGAAAAAGAGAAUUGCUUUUAGAGUUAAAGUGCAGCCAAACUUCAAUCAAGGAUCCGUUCAGAAGCUUUUAACAGAUGCAUCUUCUGUUGAUCAGAUUUUAGAAAACUACAUCAAACAGCAAGAUGAGCAAACUAAAGACAUUGUAGUCAAUGAACCAAAAACACCAACAGAUACCUUGACUUUCAACAUUAGUGGUAAGGAUCCAAGAAAGGAAUAUACCGUUGAUUUUUCCGCUCAUUCACUUUCGGCAUGUGGAGAAAAUGAACCCGAAAUUAACAGUAUAGUCACCCCAACAAAGGCGAAGUCAUCAAGUGCGCCAUACGGUGAUAAUGAAUAUUUUAUUGUAAAAAUCAACAAAAUGAAAGCUGCUAAGGCAAGGUUUAAUAGAAUGAAUGUCCUCAGGCAGAAGAAGGCAAAGCGGUUGAAGAGAGCAAACAAAGAGAAUGAGUGUUUCUUCUCUCCAUCUUCCGUCCAACAAUCUUCGUCGUUCCGAACACCUUUAUCAACCAUAACUAUGAAUACCAUCAACAUUUCAUCAUCAUAUUCACCUAACCACUUUCAACCAUCUUCUUCAAGUCCCCAACCUUCAAACACAUUAGGUCUGAAUUUAACAAACAAAGAUAAUUACUUUUUCUUCUCUCCAAUUUCCGUCGAACAAUCUUCGUCCUUCCGAACACCGUUAUCAACCAUAACAAUGAAUACCAUCAACAUUUCGGAGUCAUCUUCACCUAACACAUGUCAACCAUCUUCUUCAAGAACUCAACCUUCAACUGUUGAGAUUUUAAAAUCUCGGAGACCCAACAUAUAUCGUUCGAACGGAUUGGGUUUGAAUUUGACAAAAAAAAUUAACAGCACCGUUAGUGGUUCAAAUGAUCAUCCUGAUGUUUCUACAUCUCCUGUCCAGGACACGGACAAUAACAAUUUAUUUUCGGAUUCAGAUGACAAUAGUACAGAAAGUUUUGAAACGGACUCCGAUAUUGAAUACCUGGAUGAAGGUUAUAACAUCUCUACAGACUUGCAUUCUGCAACGACUUCUUCAAAUGGAUACUACGAUGUAGGAGACGCUAAUGUUGUAUGUCAACAGUGCGGUGCGCAAAUGUGGUAUCUUGAAAGAAAGGAAAAGAAUCGAAAUAGAUCUAUUCCUAAAUUUUCAUUGUGUUGUCGAAAUGGCAAGAUUCAACUUCCAUUUCUCAAGAUGCCACCUAAAUAUUUGCAACAUCUCCUAUUUGACAGUGAUACGGUUUGGUCUCGCAAUUUCCAGCAAAACAUACGAAUGUAUAACAUGAUGUUUGCAUUCACAUCUCCUGGUACUAAGAUGGAUAACCGUUUUAACAACGGAGGCGGUCCUCCUACUUUCCGUAUACAAGGGCAGGCCUGUCAUAGAAUUGGUAGUAUGUUACCCAUGCCGGGACAGACUCCAAAAUUUGCCCAGCUCUAUAUUUACGACACUGAACAUGAAAUACAACACAGGAUUAAUGGGAUGAGAACAAAAACUGGCGUUGACAUUGAUAUUGUUACAAAAGUUUCUCAAAUGUUGUACGAACACAACGUACAUGCUCAGUCUUUCCAAAUGGCAAGAGAUAUUUUGUCUCAACGAAGUGUAACAGAUUUGAAACUGAGACUUAUUUCAGACAGAAAUACUGAUGGACGUAUUUAUAAUCAGCCAACUGUUUCCGAGGUUGCCGCUUUGAUAGUUGGUGAUGUCGAUACAGCUGAAAAAAGAGAUAUCAUAAUGCACAAACAGUCGGGCGCUCUUCAAAGAAUUCAUGAGUAUCAUACUUCUUAUCUUGGAUAUCAAUAUCCAUUGCUUUUUCCAUAUGGUGAGGAUGGAUAUACGCCAAAUGUGAAACAUCGGGAUCACGGUCGCGUUGUACGUUCCACCACACCGAACAGUCGUGAUGAAUUGGAAUAUGACGAUGUUCCAUGGGAAGAAGCUAUGAAGAGAAACAGGCUAACAAUAAGAGAAUGGAUGGCAUUCCGAAUACAAUCAAGACAUAACGAGGCACCGACAUUGUUAAGAGCUCGAAGGCUAUUCCAACAAUUUUUAGUUGAUGGUUAUACAAUGUUGGAAUCGGAGAGACUUAGAUGGCUUCGUAAAAAUCAAUCCAAAUUAAGGGUUGGAAAAUAUCACAAUUUGAAUGAGUUAAACUCAAACAGGGUGACACAAGGCUCAAGCACCGGAAAAAGAGUAAUUUUGCCGUCUUCAUAUGUUGGCAGUCGUAGAUAUAUGGAUCAACUAUAUUUUGACAGAAUGGCAAUUUGCAGCUAUGUUGGUUUUCCUGACCUAUUUAUUACAUUUACAUGUAAUCCAAACUGGCCGGAGAUACAACGUUAUGUCAGAAAAUCAAACUUGAAACCGGCCGAUCGUCCAGACAUUAUUUGUCGAGUAUUUAAAAUGAAGUUUGAUGAGUUACUGUCCGAUCUCACCAAGAAAUCUGUCAUGGGCAAGGUCCUUGCCUAUAUGUAUACCAUUGAAUUUCAAAAGAGGGGUUUGCCACAUGCUCACAUAAUAAUUUUUCUUCAUCCAACCAGCAAGUAUCCAAACGCAGAUGAUAUUGAUAAGAUAAUUUCAGCUGAAAUACCUGACGAGAAUUCUGAUCAUGAGCUCUAUAACUUGGUAAAGUCACAUAUGAUACACGGUCCAUGCGGAAGACUUAACCGAAAUGCACCGUGUACAAGGGAUGGGAAAUGUUCCAAGUAUUUUCCAAAGGAAUUCCGUCCUCAAACAAUAGUCGAUCAAGAUGGCUUCCCUGUUUAUCGAAGAAGAGACAAUGGUCACACUGUGUUAAAGAAUGGAAUUCGGUUUGAUAACCGUCACGUUGUACCAUACAAUUCAGGAUUGUUAAAGAAGUUUCGAGGUCACAUAAAUAUGGAGUGGUGCAAUCAAAGUUCUUCGAUAAAGUAUUUGUUUAAAUACAUUAACAAAGGUUACGACAGAAUCACUGCUGCCGUUGUUAGGAAUGAUGAGGUGAGCCAAAAUGCCCAGAAAAAUAUCAACGAGAUUAAACAAUAUCUUGAUUGCAGAUAUGUUUCUCCUUGUGAAGCAUGUUGGAGAAUAUUCUCUUUUCCCAUACAUGGAAGAAAACCCGCGGUUGAGAGGUUAUUUUUUCACUGUGAAGGAGAGAAUUCUGUGUUUUACAGAGACAUGGAUCGCUUAGAUACCGUGUUGGAAAAGCCAAGUGUCACGGAAUCAAUGUUUACUGCUUGGUUUGAGGCAAACAAAAAAUAUCCUGAAGCCAAGGAGUUAACAUAUAACAAGUUUGUUGGAAAGUUUGUUUAUGUAAAGAAAACAAGGGAAUGGAAACCGCGGAAAAAGGGUUAUACAAUUGGUAGAUUGGUAUGGGUUCCUCCAAGCUCGGGUGAGUUGUACUAUCUCAGAAUGAUGUUAACGCAUGUAAAAGGUCCACAGAGUUACGAAGACAUAAAAAUAGUUAAUAACAAAAGAUGUAAUUCUUUCCGCGAUGCUUGCUUUGCUAUGGGAUUUAUUGGUGACGAUAGGGAGUACAUCGCUGCCAUUGAAGAGGCAAGUCACUGGGGAUCUGGGCAUUAUUUGAGGUUACUUUUUGUUCAUAUGCUGCUAUCAAGCAGCUUGAAUAGACCAACACAUGUUUGGAAAAAAACAUGGCAAUUAUUAUCGGACGGCAUAUUAUAUGAACAACGUAGAAUUGCAAACAAUAGAGAGUUGAUUUUGUCAAAUGAAGAAUUGGUCAAUUUGACAUUGGUAGAAGUUGAAAAAUUACUUCAAAAGAACAGGAAGAGUUUAUCCGAUUUUGUUGGAAUGCCACAGCCAAAUGGAUAUGUUGUUCAGCAAUUAGGCAACAGGUUGAUUUAUGAUGAACAUGAACAAAGAACUGUUUUUAACACUAUUAUCGGGGCUGUCAAUAACGAAAGAGGAGGUGUCUUUUUUCUGUACGGAUAUGGCGGCACGGGAAAGACGUACAUUUGGAGGACAUUGGCGUCUUGCAUACGUUCGAGAAAACAUAUUUGCUUGACUGUUGCUUCAUCUGGUAUAGCUUAUCUUUUGCUACCAGGAGGUAGAACAGCCCAUUCAAUGUUCAAAAUUCCAAUCCCAACAUUGGAGGAAUCCAUAUGUGACAUCCCAAAGAAUACUGAUCGAGCCGAGUUGCUUCGGUCAGCCAAAUUAAUUAUAUGGGACGAAGCUCCAAUGGCUAACAAGUAUUGUUUUGAAGCACUGGAUAAAACCCUUAAGGACCUUAUGUCCGACACAAAGCCUUCCAAGUCUAUUUUUGGUGGUAAAGUUGUUGUUCUUGGCGGUGAUUUUCGUCAGAUCCUUCCUGUUAUUCCAAGGGACAGCCGUUCUGACAUCAUUCACGCGAGCAUCAACUCUUCAUACAUAUGGGAUCACUGCAAGGUUCUCAGACUAACAAAAAACAUGCGUUUGUUGCAAUCCACCACACCUUCAAGUUCAAAAGAAUUAGAAGAGUUUUCAAAUUGGAUUUUAGAUGUUGGAGAUGGAAAACUGGCUGAACCGAAUGAUGGAUAUGCAGAUAUUGACAUACCAAAGGACAUAGCAAUAUUGGCCGGAACUUUAGAGACAGUUGAUGUCGUAAAUCGUUAUGCGCUAGAUAUGAUUCCAGGAGAUGAAAAGAUUUUUUUGAGCUCCGACUCAGUUGAUCAAAUGGACACUGAUGCUUGCGAUUCUUUUGAUGCUUUGACAACGGAAUUUUUGAACACCCUGACGGCAUCCGGUCUUCCACAACACAGCAUUAGACUUAAAGUUGGGACCCUUAUAAUGCUCUUGAGAAACAUCGAUCAAUCCGAAGGGUUAUGCAACGGUACAAGACUCAUUGUUACAAGAUUGGCCGACCAUGUUAUAGAGGCAAGGAUUAUCUCCGGUAAAAAUAUCGGAACUUCAUUUUACAUUCCAAGAAUGGAUAUCUCUCCAACACAAUCACCCUGGCCUUUUAAAUUAACAAGAAGGCAAUUUCCAAUCAUUGUGUCCUACGCAAUGACGAUUAACAAGUCGCAAGGUCAGUCGUUAGACUAUGUUGGGUUGUAUCUGCCAAGGAAUGUCUUCAGCCACGGUCAAUUGUAUGUUGCAAUAUCAAGAGUGAAAAGCAAAAACGGUCUCAAGAUACUAAUCCACAACAAAGACAAUGAAGCGGCAGACACUACCACCAACGUGGUAUUCAAAGAAGUCUUUGAAAAUGUCUAA
Messenger RNA from Vicia villosa (hairy vetch), 6354 nucleotides. RefSeq lists its product as uncharacterized. Gene Ontology annotation, biological process: DNA repair; telomere maintenance. Bases 1 to 6354 code for a protein of 2117 amino acids. The transcript has 21 exons. Gene Ontology annotation, molecular function: DNA helicase activity. Lineage: Eukaryota; Viridiplantae; Streptophyta; Magnoliopsida; Fabales; Fabaceae. The record is from RefSeq and is a predicted model, not a curated record.